Sycon ciliatum is the source of this 4209-nucleotide messenger RNA. RefSeq names its product kinesin-like protein KIF11. Bases 166 to 3306 code for a protein of 1046 amino acids. NCBI's taxonomy places the organism in Eukaryota, Metazoa, Porifera, Calcarea, Leucosolenida, Sycettidae. The transcript is spliced from 27 exons. Gene Ontology annotation, biological process: mitotic spindle assembly; spindle elongation; microtubule-based movement. Gene Ontology annotation, cellular component: spindle microtubule; nucleus; mitotic spindle. The record is from RefSeq and is a predicted model, not a curated record. Gene Ontology annotation, molecular function: microtubule binding; plus-end-directed microtubule motor activity; ATP binding.
CAGCACGCCAAACACCCAGUACAGUGAUUGCAAUAACUAACUUUGAAAAGCAGUUUGAUGUUCUGUCGUUUUGGAAAGACGGCUCUGCUUGUCCUUGUGUCGCCAUUGUAUUCUUCUACCGUGAUAGAACCUUAGGGAACGGUGUGAUUGUGCAUCGCUGCCAUAAUGCCGGCGAGGCAAGCCCCUCAAGAGAAGAACAUCGAAGUUGUGGUUCGAUGCAGGCCAAGGAAUUCAGCUGAGAAGAAGGCGGCAUCUCCCAGCAUUAUAGAAUGCCAGUCAAAGAAGAAAUCGCUGACCCUGUCUGCGGACAAGCAGACCAAAACGUUCUCAUUUGACAAAGUAUUUGGUCCUGAAGCAAGUCAGAUUGAAGUCUACAAGUCGGUCAUCUUGCCUAUCAUCGAGGAAGUUCUCCAGGGCUACAAUUGUACCGUAUUUGCAUAUGGACAAACAGGAACCGGUAAGACAUACACAAUGGAGGGAGAGAGAACCGAAGGAUCAGCCACAUGGGAAGACGAUCCCAAGUCAGGAAUCAUUCCGCGCACACUCCAUCAGCUGUUUGAACGGCUUGAGUCCCAGGACUGUGAGUUUUCUGUGCGUGUAUCAUUCUUGGAGCUCUACAACGAAGAGAUAUUUGAUUUGCUGACGUCGCCCGAGGAUACCAGCAAGCUGCGUCUCUAUGAAGACUCUUCACGGAAAGGCUCUGUUAUCAUUCAAGGCUUGGAGGAAGUACCGGUGCGCAGCAAGGAUGAAGUGUACACAAUCAUGACGAAAGGAGCAGCAAAGAGGCAGACGGCUGCCACUCUAAUGAAUGCCCACUCCAGCCGCUCUCACUCCGUUUUCAAUGUGACGGUGCAUAUGAAAGAGAACUCUUGCGAUGGCGAAGAGCUUGUCAAAACCGGAAAGUUCAACUUGGUUGAUCUGGCUGGAUCUGAGAGCAUUGGCCGAUCCGGAGCUGUGGACAAACGCGCACGUGAAGCCGGCAAUAUCAAUCAGAGCUUGUUAACGCUUGGCCGUGUGAUCACCGCAUUGGUGGACCGCGCUCCUCACGUUCCAUAUCGGGAGAGUAAGCUGACGCGUUUGCUGCAAGACUCACUGGGUGGUCGUACCAAGACGUGUAUCAUUGCUACCGUGUCGCCAGCGCUGAUCAACGUGGAGGAGACCAUCAGCACGUUGGAUUACGCGCACCGUGCCAAGAACAUCACCAACCGGCCGGAAGUCAACCAGAAGCUGACCAAGCGAGCGUUGAUCAAGGAAUACACGGAGGAAAUUGACCGUCUCAAGAGAGAUCUGGCGGCCUGUCGUGACAGGAAUGGCAUAUUUGUUGCACCUGAAAACUACUCGGCGUUGACCAGCCAGAUUGAGGGAAUUGCCGUUCUCGAGACUAAGGUGAAGGCGCUGACAACAGAUCUGGCUGAGAUGUCUGCUCUCUUCACAAAGACAACUGGAGAGCUGGAAGAGUGCCAAGGGAAUCUGGAGGCACUGCACCAGGACUUGGUGGCAACCCAGGAAAAGCUCAGUAACACCAAAACACGUCUCCGUGAAACAAAGAAGGAUCUGCUGGAGACGCGCGUGGAGAGGGAGAAGAACAAGUUUCUCUGCGAGCAGCACCAGGCCACCAGCGAGCAGCUUGUGAACGAGGGCGAGGCGCUGCUCGGUGCAGUGACCGCCUCUGUCCAGGACGUCGACGGCCUACAGGCCAAACUGGACCGCAGAAGACACGUGGACGUGGCAAACCAGCAGGAGGUUGGCAGCUUCAGAGAGGGGUUUGCCGGGCAAGUACACGUUCUGGAGGAAGAGUUGGAGGAUGGCCUUCAGCGACAAAUGCAAUCUCUGACCAAGUUGAGCGGACGCCUCGCCGGCUUGCUGGAAUGCAGCCAGCAACAAGUGUCAUCGGUCACUGAGCAGGUGAAGAGACUGGUGUCCAGUGUUGAGACUGGUCUGCAGGCUGUGGACACGCAGCAACAGUCUAUGCUCUCAACAACCCAAGCAUCGGUCCACCGUGCCAAGGAAGAUGUCACGAAGGCGUUUGCCAGCACUCGUGACAUUGUAUCGAGCGGAUGCCAGUCCAAGAUUGUGCCGACCUUGAACAGCAUCCAGGCCACGCUGCCGUUGCUGUCUGAGACUCUGGUUGAGCUGCAGAGAGGUGUCCUGGACCAGCUGUCAAGCCAAGAAGCUGAACUACAUUCCUUCGCCGUUCAGCAGAAGGAGCAGUUGCGUGCCCUGUCGGAACUUCAGGAGAGUCACAAGGAGAGCCAGGGCUCUCAGCUGCAACUUUGCUCCAACGUGUUGCAAGAGCGGAUGGAGGAGAUGAGACGCCUGCAGGAGUCCAUGCUGUCUGAUCUGUGCAGUGCAUUCACCACGGCCACACAGAAGGAAGAGGAGCAUUGUCAGUCUGUCCAGCAGUGUAUCGACAAGGCCAGUGAUGACAUCAGCAGUAUGACAACACGCACCGACAGUAUCGCUGCAGCCGUUACCGACUGCGUCCAGACGAAGUAUUCGCAGGCGACCGGUAGUGUUUCAGCAAUCAAGCAGCGUGGCCAACAAUGCCAGGACAGCGUCAGUACACUUGUGUCUACUGUUGACAGGGUCACGAUGGAUAUGCAGCAGGAGUCUACUGACAUGCUGGACCGGCAUCUCAGCAGUAUAGAGUGCCAUAGCUCUAACGUGCGAUCAAGCCAACGGGAGAUUCUUACAACCAUGACUGCAGAGGAAGCUAAGAUUUGUGCUACCAUGCAUGACUUCAUCACAAGACAGGAAAGCACACACCAUGCUGGAGAGCAGGAGAAUGCAGAGUGCCGAGCAGCGUUCGAGCAUCUCAUCGUGGCUGGGUGCGCAUCCACCGCCGAGCUCAACUCGCGUGUCGAGCAGUUCUUCGAUUGCGAAUUCAGCCGAGAUGUUCCUACCGGCGUAACACCGGCACGCCGUGCUUUCCCGCACCCAGCUCGCUUGACCGUGCAGCCGCACACUGAUGACCUGGUGAAGCAGUUCCAUGACGUCUUCUCGUACUCGCAGGUCAACGGCGACAUGACUGACGACAGCUUUGCUGACCUCAGCUCAGCCCUAUCGCCCACGGUGCUGGGCAAUAGUCGCAUGCUAGAGACGCCGUCUCCAACGAACAUGUCCACAUCCUCUGGUGAUCUGGCCUUGUCUGAGGAAAGUAGUAGAAAGGAGAACACUGCCAGGGAAGUCGUUUCGUCCGGCCAACCUGUCAAGAAGACGCUAGGGAAAAGCAAGUCAGGUAGAGGUGAUGCCAAGCCUGCCUCACGGCCGCUCGGUGUCAGUAACAAUCGCCAGUUUGUCCGCUGAUUUUCAGCAAUGACCUCGCAGUUUCUACCUGCUCUCGGUAUGCACUGUUCUGCCGCGAUCUCUCACGGCAAUCAUUGUCAUGACCACCCGUCCUCUUCUUUCUAAAGUCUUUAGUCACAAAACAGAUAUUAUACAAUGUAGAUGUGUGCUCAAUUUUAGAACAUAGUGUUGGACAAUCAUGAAAUUGUCCAGACCACAUAACAGCUGAUUCCCCAUAGACAACACAGCAGCUGAUGUCCCAUAGACCGCAGCGUUGUGUAUAGCCGGCUGUAGGCAAUGCUCGCUUCACUUGUAUUUCCCCUGUGUACACACGGGCAUGAUUAGACAGCUUCCGUGUAAGCUAGGCUUGGCCCACUGUACACAGUGGUCAAUUCAUCUAGAUCCCUGCUUGCACAUUGCUUGGCUUUGUUCGGCCGCAGAGCAUGCUUCACUGAUCAUUUCUAUGCGUUGCCUGCACAGAAAUGCAUUUCUGCUUAUGUUUCUAUCCUGUGUUCUUGUCUGUCUAACUCCGAGUGCAUGUUGUGUCGUGCUUACUUCGCUGUUGUUGCCGCCAAGAUCAUGUGAUCCUGGACUUGAAAAGUCGCUCUGCAGCCUUUCCAGCACAUGUGUGUGAAAGCAACCCGUCUUUGCGUAGCGUCUUUUAGGCUUCCCUUCUUCUUUCUGUAUGAAUUUAUUAGAGUACACGAUUGCUUUGUUCAGUACGUAACGUUCCAGCCAGCCUUUGUUUACUUCAGUCAUGUAUGACUCAUCUGAUGAUCACAUGACCACCUAACCCAUGACGAUAAUUACUAUUUCAACAAUAUCAUCGCACACACCUACUAGUACAUGCAUGCACAUGUUCGCCGAUGGUGUUCUGUCGAUGAAGGUAAUGACAGGUAAAAAUAAUAACUGAGGUUAUCCUGA